This is a messenger RNA of Electrophorus electricus (electric eel), 1642 nucleotides long. RefSeq names its product ring finger protein 144B (gene rnf144b). Lineage: Eukaryota; Metazoa; Chordata; Actinopteri; Gymnotiformes; Gymnotidae. Gene Ontology annotation, biological process: carbohydrate metabolic process. The record is from RefSeq and is a predicted model, not a curated record. Gene Ontology annotation, molecular function: xylose isomerase activity.
GUUGCAAGUCAAAAACCAAGCGAAUACGACGAAACUCAUGUCGACAAACAAAGAAUUUUUCACAGGAAUUUCGAAGAUUCCCUACGUCCCUGACGCCUGUGCACAGGACGUGCUGUGUUUCAAACAUUACAAUGCCAGUGAGGUUUUGCUGGGAAGAACGAUGGCGGAUUGGCUGCGCUUCUCUGUGUGUUACUGGCACUCCUUCUGCGGGACCGGGGCCGACCCGUUCGGCUCUGCCACCCUCCUCAGGCCAUGGAACGAGGGAGACAGUCACAUGGAGAGGGCCAAGAAGAGACUCAGUGCGGCCUUUGAGUUCUUCACCAAGCUUGGUGUGAAAUAUUACACUUUUCAUGACAGGGAUAUGGCCCCUGAGGGCCACACUCUGGAGGAAUCCCACAGGAACCUGGAUGAGGUGACAGAUCUGGCUCUGCAGUUCCAGAACCAGACAGGGGUUAAAGUACUCUGGAUCACCUGCAACCUGUUUGCCCAUCCCAGGUAUAUGAACGGAGCUGCCACUAACCCAGACUUCCACGUGUUUGCCUAUGCUGGGGCCCAGGUGAAGAAAGGUCUGGAGAUUGCCAAGAAGCUGAAUGCUGAGAACUUUGUAUUCUGGGGAGGCCGGGAAGGCUUUAUGUCUUCACUCAACACAGACGUAAGAACUGAACUGAAGCACAUGGCCAGCUUUUUUAGAAUGGCUGUCGCAUACAAAGACAAGAUCGGCUUGAAGUGCCAGUUCCUCAUUGAGCCGAAGCCGAAGGAACCGUGUAAGCACCAGUACGACUACGAUGCAAUGAGCGUUAUUGGCUUUUUGAAGCACUUUGGACUGGAUAAAGACUUCAAACUUAACAUUGAGCCCAACCACACUACUCUGGCAGGGCACUCCUACGAACAUGACAUCAUCAUCGCCUCUGAGUUUGGUAUGCUUGGUUCUGUGGACUCUAAUAGUGGGUCCCCUGAUUUGGGCUGGGACACCGAUCAGUUCCCCAUGGACAUCCGUAACACGACCCUGGUGAUGAAGACUGUUAUCGACCAGGGAGGCCUACAGCCCGGAGGCCUGAACUUUGACGCCAAGGUUCGGCGGGAAUCGACUGACCUGGAGGAUUUGUUCAUCGCUCACAUCAGCGCCAUGGACACCUUUGCUCGAGGGCUUAGAAACGCUGCCAAAAUUGUCGAGGAGGGACACCUGCAAAACAUGCUACGGGAACGCUACUUGAGCUUCAGCCGUGGGACUGGUCAAAAGGUGGAAGAUGGCAGUGCUUCGCUGGAGGACUUAGAGGAAUUCAUCAAGCAAAAUGGAGAGCCCAAAGUAACAUCAGGCAAACAAGAAAAAUAUGAAGCAAUGUUCAACCAUUACUUGUGAGAUUCCAGUGAGUCCCAGUGUUAUAGAGCAUACUUACUGAAAUUAUUUUAGUGGCUGAUUCAUAGAAAUUUGUUACAGGAAAUCUUAAACUUGUGGACAAUAACUACUGCAGUAAAAUCAGAAAUAACCUGUUAGUUUAAAUUUUAAACUAAUUAAAGGCCUGUUUUCUGAACAUGAAGUCUGGGUUUAGGCUGAAUCUAGGCCUGGGGAGAGUGGCCCAUAUAAUAUGGAUAUCUAGACAUUUUAAUUAAUAAACAGAAAUAAAAAGGUCCUGCUCAAUCA